CGUGACAUAAACAUGGCCGUGGCCUUGAGGGGGCGACCCGCUCUGCGCGAAAUAAACCGGGUUCCAACUUCAGUUCCAAGACUGAUGACACGAGUCUUCAUCUCAUGUCGGUGCACGUCAUUGUAAUCAUAUUUCUCGUUCAUUUCUUUCUCCUACAAAUGACUUGAGUGCAUAUUUAGCAAUUUAUCCAGACGACUUCAUCAGAAGUCCUUAAAUAACCUCAUCUCAAGGUCUUAUGUCGGUGGACUUUUAACCUCUGCGCUUGGUUUCAUGAACUGGCUUCUUCGUGGACCCGAGAUUACUGUGUGUUUAACACCCAUAGACUGUGUUAACACCCCAAACAAACAUGUUGCCGAGUUACACGCAUAGAAGGAAGAGCCCUGGCGCUGCGCUUGCUGGAGACGCAUGUCAAAGUGAAAGGGCUCCAUGGGCGGUGUGUGUGUGUGUGUGUGUGUGAAGGUUUUCACUAGCAGAGUCACUAGUGCGCGCACGAAGGACGAGAGGAGGAAGCCUGCAUUGUGCACUCAUGGAUUAAUAUCCAGCUGGAGCAAUCAUUAGGAUCCCAUAUACCUCCAUGAUAUACUUAAAGGAAUUUUGCAUGACGAGAACAUGUGAACUUUACGCAGCUGUCGUGGUUGGCCUACCAACAAUCUCGCUUUCGAUGAUUUUAAUGACCCACUUCCUCGCCUUCAUCGUAGGAUUGUGGAAUAAGCCAGCCAAGCUAAAGUCAAUGAGAACUGGAAGAUGUGCUUGUAACCCUUGGUGCUUUGAGAAUCACAUGGAAUGCCCUUUGAACUCAGAGGUUUGGAAUUCUAUCUUAAUUCUGAGCUGUCUAAGUGCUCUAUUGCCCGUGGCUGAAGGACAUGCACCACAGGCACUACGAGACCUCCAGGACGCACUUAACAAAACCAGGAAUUUAUUCCAAGAUUCUAAUACGAGUUUGUAUACACCAAACACUGAUGGUAUCGAGAAAUGCACAUUUAAGUUCUUUGACUGUUUUCUGAUGGAGAUGAACGUUCUCUUGAAUGACGAAGACCCAACAAAUGACAAAAGGCCCAUGAUAGAGAAAACUUUAGAAGUAUAUAACAAAAAUUGUUCAGAGCGAUAUCCCUGUGAACUAGAAGAACUCGCCCCCUCCAGUAAUUUCUACGAGAAGAUGGAAGCGUUCAUUCAGAAACAGCAAAGUCUUUGCCAAGAUAAAUCUACUAUAACAUGUGACUAAAAUCAUACUUCCUUUCCCUGAAAGCAUGUACAAUAAGCUCAUUUAUCUAUUAUCAUUUUAAAUUAUGCUAGUCUCUUUAUUUUUGUUAUUAAUAUUUAUAUCACCUCAGUCUGAAAGUGUCACUUUAUUAAUGCUGUAAGAAUGAUAUAUUUUUUACAAAGGUAACUAAAGGGUUUUGUCAAUGAUCGUUGAACUGUGAACGUCUUGUAAGUGUACAGAAUUUUAAAGGUGAGAAAAUGUUUAAUCUAAAAUAGGUUUUGUAUAUUGUUUUAUAUUCAAUGUAUUGUUACAUUAAAGCAUUUUUUAUUGA
Messenger RNA from Carassius gibelio (silver crucian carp), 1532 nucleotides. RefSeq lists its product as uncharacterized. The transcript is spliced from 6 exons. Gene Ontology annotation, molecular function: cytokine activity; cytokine receptor binding. Gene Ontology annotation, biological process: positive regulation of tyrosine phosphorylation of STAT protein; neutrophil activation; immune response. The record is from RefSeq and is a predicted model, not a curated record. Gene Ontology annotation, cellular component: extracellular region. Bases 575 to 1222 code for a protein of 215 amino acids. NCBI's taxonomy places the organism in Eukaryota, Metazoa, Chordata, Actinopteri, Cypriniformes, Cyprinidae.